Molecule: messenger RNA, 3142 nt
Organism: Sclerotinia trifoliorum
Lineage: Eukaryota; Fungi; Ascomycota; Leotiomycetes; Helotiales; Sclerotiniaceae
Source: the annotation of a GenBank genome assembly
GAAGUUUGCGCCCUGAAAUUUGAACUUCACCUCUAUACUGCUUCACUUCGCACCGAAACUUUGAUAAUGUUAUGAAAGUUGAAGAAGGAUAUGUUCGCUCGUUCGCAUCGAUGAUAACCAUAUAUCCUCAACUUUUGAUCAGUUCAUUGAUCAAGUACUACGACAUGACUGCGGAAUCAUAACCCCACGACCGCAACAUAAAAAAGAUAUCAUGAAGCUACCAGAAGCAUUAGAAACCCAGAACGCUCGCGACGAUAGGGUUGAGCAGCUAUGGAGGAAGUUGGAUACAAAGCAGAGAGGCGAAAUCAAUCUGCAAGAGCUUCAAAAGGGGCUGCGGAGGAUCGAUCACCCUUUAAAGGAUGCCAGUGAUUUGCUAAGAGAUGUAGUAAAGGCUAUGGAUAAAAAUGGAGAUGAAGUUAUACAAUAUGAGGGUAUGGACAUACAAUUUCUGUUCCCGAUAGCACCACCCUGAUCUCCAGCUUCAGAAAUUCUUACUCACUAUAUUCCGUCUAGAAUUUCGAUUAUUUGUCGAAAAAACGGAAAAGGAGCUGUUCGUCCUCUUCCAAGGCAUUGAUAAGGACCAUGACAACAGAUUGGAUAAAGAUGAAUUGCAAGUUGCAUUCAAAAAAGCAGGACUUACCAUUUCAAAACCUAAAUUAGACCUGUUCUUCACUGAGGUUGAUAUGAAUAACGAUGUUCGUACCGAAUCACCAUUUUGGAGACUUCCCAUGAAUAUCAUAUCUAACUUAACUUGAAGGGAUAUAUAACUUUCGAUGAAUGGAGGUUAGUGCUAUGAUUUCUUCUACAUCGAGUGAAUGAUUCUGCAUUGAGUAAAUGAAUUCAAUCAGAUGAUUUUCCUUAAAGUUUACUUCAAUUUUGUAGGGUUGCUAAGCUUCCGCUAAGAGCGACGGGGUGAAAAUUAGCACAACUAGCACAACUAGUAUAUCCCACAAACACUGGUAGCCACAUACGUUGCCAUGGCAUUUAAAUUUCCAAUCAAUCGAGUCAUCUGAGAUACAUCAGUCCUAACCAAUAAUUUAUAGAAACUUCUUAUUAUUUCUACCCGCUACAGCUUCUACCCAGCCUCUCAAGGCCGUACUAUCUUAUUAUCAAUCUGCAGUAUCUGUGAACGCCGAGGGUGAUACAUCAAUUCGAGAAGACACACUGGAAGGCUUAGGUACCAAAACAAAUUUCCUUAAGCUUCUUUUUGGGGCAGUUUUUAGUAUCGCAGAAUCGCAUCGAGGCCGCACUUCCACAAUACAUAUGGGAGUAGCACCUUCACCCACAUCUUCCAACAAGAAAACCGCAAAAAAGGACAUUGCAGAUAUACAAGCACUCAAUGCUAUUGACUCUGUUGAUGAUGUAUAUGGCCGUGAUAUCGACCCAAUUCAUCCAAGAACUGAAAUGAUGGCCAAUGUUCUAAGGGGGCGUCAUCGACAAGAGCUGACCCAGGAAGUUUCUAAAAAGUUGAAGCCGUCAGAGAGAUCAAGGCUGACGGAGAUAUUACCUGAUCCAGGCUACUUCGCGGCGGGUGCUAUCGCUGGGAUCUUUUCUCGCACAGCAACAGCACCCAUAGAUCGCUUGAAAGUUUAUCUUAUCGCCAAUGUCUCUGCAAAGAGAGCGCCUCUCGAAGCCGCGAAGCAGGGAAAUGUGGCUGCAGUCGCUAAAAUGGCCGGGCAGCCCAUAAUACUUGCUGUCAAGGAGCUUUGGAGGGCUGGCGGUAUUCGCAGCUUAUUUGCUGGCAUGUUUCUCAUGGUUUUUACUCUUACUAAAAACUAACCAAUACACAGGUAAUGGCUUGAACGUCAUCAAAGUUAUGCCUGAAAGUGCUAUCAAAUUCGGCUCAUUCGAAGCGGCGAAGAAACAUCUGGCUCAAUUGGAAGGACAUGGUAAUUCUAGGAAUAUUAAUCCUUAUUCAAAAUUUGUCGCGGGUGGUUUCGCUGGAAUAAUGUCGCAGUAAGUACUUCAAUUAAAUCACAUGAUAUAACUACUAAACCGUGAUUGCAGAUUGGUUGUCUAUCCGAUUGAUACUCUAAAAUUCCGGUAAGAUAUCACCCCUGCUCUUAUCAUUUGAAUAUUAUCUAAUUCAUCUCUAGAAUGCAAUGCGAAACUGUUGCUGGUGGCCUUCGCGGAAAUGCUCUAAUCGUCGCUACCGCUAGACAGAUGUAUAAACAAGGUGGAUUACGAUGCGCAUAUAGAGGUUUGACAAUGGGUCUGGUUGGCAUGUUUCCUUAUUCGGCUAUUGAUCUCGCCACUUUCGAAACUUUGAAGGCUUACAUGACACGCCGAAAUAUGUUGCGCUUUGGCUAUAGUGCGGAGGAUGCGACACCAGGGCCACUUGUUACAGGAGCUAUUGGUGCAUUUUCUGGGGCAUUCGGUGCAAGCAUAGUCUAUCCGAUCAAUCUCCUCCGCACACGUUUACAAGCUCAAGGCACGGUUCUGCACCCUCCGACUUACAAUGGUAUGAUGGAUGUUGCGCAGAAGACUAUUAAGAACGAAGGCUUCCGCGGCUUGUACAAGGGCCUUGCACCAAAUUUAUUCAAGGUGGUACCUGCCGUCAGUAUCACAUAUGUCGUCUACGAACAAGCUAAGAAGAGCAUGGACUUGCAUUAAAAAAAGUUCAACAUAUGACCAUAUUACUUUUUGGGUCUUAUCCCGCAUUCUUGUUUUACAUAUUAUUUCCUAGGGUGCAGUCUGAGGAUUUCCGGCAAGGUAUCGGUCCCACAGUUACAAACCUUUGUCCAAGAAUAACCCUGGGAUAUUCGGGACAAAAACAAUGACGAAGUGUAUUUUGCAAUUCGUCCUUCAUUCUAGUUUCUGCUUCCUAUACAAAUACACCACAACGACCUGUCAAACCUCUAUCGUUUGGGACCAAUGUCAGCGGACAGCAUUUUUAUACCACGACUCUUCAACCAUACCACAUUUCUUUCCUUUAUUAAAAUUCAGAGAGAUCUGCAUCAAACCGGCGUUUUAAUUUUCAAUUUUCUCAUUUGUCAUCAACAAUUCGGCGUUUUUAGGAAUGGAGAUACGGAUACAUACCUAUGGAUGGUAGGGAUUAUGAUAUAUCUGCAUAUAUACAAUGCAAACUUAGAUAUGGUCUACUGGUUUUGUGCGGGGAAAAAGGCGGGAGGGGUCGGGGAAA